AGUACCCCCUCCCUUUCCUGUAAUAGUAUCGUCCAGAGGCUAUAUAAAUACUCCGCCGAGCGCUCCUCUUCCGGAGCAAUGUGUGCAGCUUCGGUUGCUAUGGAACCGUAAAACGAAGGUGAAACGAAGAUGGUAUUAAUGCAUCCAACCAAAUGAGGUGUGGAGGCCACACGGAAUAAAUCAUGCCAGGUGUCUGACAAAACUGCUCUACAUGUCUGUUCCUGGAUCAGCGCAACCAUUAUGGUGACACUUAUCACAGAGCAGCUCCGAAAGCAAAGUCUGGAAGAACCUUAUCACAAGGCUUUCAAUACACUCCCUGCAUUAGGCUCCAGCCCCGCAAUCUCCUGGAAUGCAUGCAAAUCAGCGCAAGAGAGCAGCUUUGCUGCACAGCCAUCAUUCAAAGCCAAACCACUUGAUGCAACAUGUGGACUGGAUUCCAUUACAGCCAACACUUUUCAGAGCUCCCCACCGCCACCCCCUCCAAAACGCCACUGUCGCUCCCUGUCUGUUCCAGAGGACCUGUCUCAGUGCCGCUCCACGUGGUAUCCUUGUGCAUCCAAAGUUUGGACCCCAGUAAAACGCGUCAGCCAAAGUGUCGGAACGGCUCAUUUAGGCUUAGUUGGCAGCUCGAUGCCUUUUUGCGGUCCCACGACCGUCUCAGAGUCAUCCUCUCGACAUUCCUCCUCGAGCCCUACUUUCUUUAGCUUAGCAUUAUCUGCCGACUCACCGCUGUCGUGGAGCUUUCCAUGGGACCCAUGUGACUCACCAAAAACAACCUGCUCUUCAUCAUUCGCCACCCCAUCCUCUUGCUCCUCAUCCCCGACACCCUUAGUCGGCCACUCUGUGCUGCACCGCUGCUACUCCCUGUCGCCUCUGCAAGUACUGAACACGUCAGUGUUGUCCCAGCAGCCACAGCUGGCCCACACUUCUGCUCUGUCGUAUGGGCGCUUGGGCAUGGAGUGCCCAGCUUUGUCUGCUUCCCCUACUUCAGCCUGUAGCACACCAUCCUCCUCUCGACGCGACGUGUGCCCCGCACUACCACGAUGCCACUCACAGCCUUGCGACAUGCGCAGACCUCGCUUGAAGCGGCGCCACGACCCAGAUGUGUUACCUGGCCCCAGGCCGGGGCUUGACUUCAGUAAGAUGACACAGAUUGGCAAUGGGGUGGCCCUAGUCUCGGGUUCAGGUGCUUGCGUGGCUCUGAUCCAUUCCCAAACGAAACAUAACUCUCCUGUGGAGCUCCUGGGUCAUGCCAGCAUCAGACCACUGAGUGAAAGUGAAGAAGAGGAUGAAGAUGAUACCAUAAAAAGAACUGUGACGCCUGAGGCCCAUUUGCUCUUUGAACGGGACUGCACAGAACUCGACUUGAACCUCAUAGAAGAAAACUGAUGAUCGAGGGAAACUCCGCUUCCUGUGGUCACAGCUUCCUUUACUAUGUUAAGCACACUUGUUACAUGCUCUCCGGCUCAGGCUUAUGACAAGAGUAAAGAUAGAAUCAGUUUGCAGUUAUAAACAAACCACUUGCAAGCUAGUUACUGUUUCAAAA
Molecule: messenger RNA, 1546 nt
Organism: Hippocampus comes (tiger tail seahorse)
Lineage: Eukaryota; Metazoa; Chordata; Actinopteri; Syngnathiformes; Syngnathidae
Product: protein FAM53C-like
Exons: 6
Coding region: 241-1389 (382 amino acids)
Biological process (GO): protein import into nucleus
Cellular component (GO): nucleus
Source: RefSeq, a predicted model, not a curated record